AACAUUAGGCUUUAUUUGCCCAUUUCAAAGCGCCGAGAAUAUCUGCAGAGCUCCGGGGAGAAAGUGCUGGCCAGUUUCCCGGUGCAGGCCACCAUCCACUUCUACAACGACGACUCCGAUUCGGAGGAUGGGGAGCAGGAGGAGGCCCAGGGGCCAGGGGCAGAGAGCCCGGGAGACACGGAGUGUGGCCCAGGAGGAAGGGGCAGAGACCGGCCGGCACACCCCGCACCGCGAUCCGCAGGGCACGGGGGGCUCGGCGGGAAGGGGGGGCUCCCACACGGUGACGCUCCCGGGGGUGCCGAGUGCUCCUCGUCCAAAUAACGGGGGUCUCCCUCCCCCCACACCUGCCUCGUGUGCCUCUUGGGGACAGCUGUGCCCGGACACUGCAUGGCCCGGGGGCCAGCUGUCCACCAUGGCCAGAGCACAGCUUCCCCUUCUCCUGAGGCGGCUCUUCUUCAGGACACUCGCCGAGAACGGCCUCUGGGACGAGGGGAGGUUUGUGUGCACAGGGUACUCAGCAGGUAGGGCCGACUUCCAGACCCCAUCCAGCGGCCACUGCUGGUCCAGGGAGACCCUCCCAUCAGGCCAGGAGCCCAUCCCUGCCUCUCACGUCACCGGAGACGCACCGUGCAGCUGCUUGUGCUUUUGUACAAGAGAUAUUGUCCACAGGCUCAUGUG
Molecule: messenger RNA, 678 nt
Organism: Myotis davidii
Lineage: Eukaryota; Metazoa; Chordata; Mammalia; Chiroptera; Vespertilionidae
Gene: RIPPLY3
Product: ripply transcriptional repressor 3
Exons: 1
Biological process (GO): embryonic pattern specification; negative regulation of transcription by RNA polymerase II
Cellular component (GO): nucleus
Source: RefSeq, a predicted model, not a curated record